Chaetomium fimeti is the source of this 1766-nucleotide messenger RNA. RefSeq names its product glycosyltransferase family 15 protein. Gene Ontology annotation, biological process: protein N-linked glycosylation; cell wall mannoprotein biosynthetic process. Gene Ontology annotation, molecular function: alpha-1,2-mannosyltransferase activity. The transcript is spliced from 5 exons. Gene Ontology annotation, cellular component: membrane; Golgi apparatus. The coding region runs from base 179 to 1660 and encodes 493 amino acids. The record is from RefSeq and is a predicted model, not a curated record. NCBI's taxonomy places the organism in Eukaryota, Fungi, Ascomycota, Sordariomycetes, Sordariales, Chaetomiaceae.
GAAACGGCCUGGCUUUUUGCCAUAGUCAGCGACGCCACGAAACGACACGCGGCGACAGCGGAUGAUUCCACUGUCCAUCAAUAAUAAUACCGGCAUCCGCCAUCGCAACAAUAGAUAGAUUUGCAUUGGCCGACUAAACAGUCCGGCACCACCUGGCUCCCCGCCGGAAUCCAUCACGAUGGAUCUCCUCCGCCGAGCUGGGAGAUUCAUCCCGGCCAGGCGUCCUCCUCUCCCCUUCUCAGACGACAAGGACAAGCUGCGGCCGCGGAGGACCCUCGCAUCGCGCUUCGCCUACCUCAGGCGCCCGCUGAGGUUGAGGGGCAACUCGACCAUCUCGGUGCCGCUGGGGGUGGUCAUUCUCUUUCCCUGCAUCGUUGUCAUCCUUAUUCUGGUGCUGUUUGUCCGGCACCCCAGUUCAUCGGGGAGGAUACUAAUGCCCGCUGGCGCACCGCCCGCGAUAAGAAAAAUUAGUGAGAAACACGACAAAGUCUUCGUCACGGGCUGCCUCGAGCCCGACACCAGCAAGCCCCGCGCCAAUGCCGCCUUCGUCGUUCUCGCCCGCAACAAGGAACUUGAUGGCGUGAUUCAGUCCAUGAAGUCGAUCGAGCGCCACUUCAACCGCUGGUACAACUACCCCUAUGUCUUCCUCAACGAUGGGGACUUCAACCAGACCUUCAUCGACACUGUUAAGAACUACACGUCCGCCACCGUCGAGUUCGGCAAGGUCGGUCCGGACAUGUGGGGAUACCCCGACUGGAUCGACCCCAAGAUCGCCAAGGAGGGCAUUAACAAGCAAGGCGACAACGCCAUCAUGUACGGCGGCAUGGAAAGCUACCAUUUCAUGUGCCGCUUCUACUCGGGUUUCUUUUACAAGCACCCGCUUCUGGCCAAAUACGAGUGGUACUGGCGGUUGGAGCCCGAGAUCAAGUACUUCUGCGACAUCACCUACGACCCCUUCCUCCAGAUGAUGGAGCACAACAAGACGUACGGCUUCACCAUCGCCGUCAAGGAACUGCGCGAGACCGUCCCCAACAUCUUCCGCUACGCCGCGGCCUACAAGCGCCUUAACAACAUCUCAUCGCAGGGCCUGUGGGAGAUGUUUGUCGAGCCGCAGCCUGAGAAGAAGAAGGAGAAGGAACCCGAGAGCGAGCCGGCCCGCCUGCCCAACGUCGACCCGGAGGGCAUGGAGGGUGAAUCGUACAACAUGUGCCACUUCUGGUCCAACUUUGAGAUUGCUCGCCUCGACUUCUUCCGGAGCAAGGAGUACGAGGAUUUCUUCCAGAUGAUGGACCGCAGCGGCGGUUUCUGGAUGGAGCGGUGGGGAGACGCGCCGAUCCACUCGCUCGCGGCGGGCGCGCUCCUGGCGCCGCGCGACAUCCACUACUUCCGCGACUUUGGCUACCGCCACACCACCAUCCAGCACUGCCCGGCCAACGCGCCGACGCGCCAGCUGCCGCGCCAGCCCUUCCUCGAGAAGACGACGCUCAACGACCGCGAGCGCCUCGAGGAGGACCAGUACUGGGAGGAGUACGACGCCCCCAAGGAGAACGGCGUCGGCUGCCGCUGCCGCUGCGACACCGAUAUCGUCGACGUCGAGGGGAAAGACGGCAGCUGCCUCGCCGAGUGGGUCGAUGUCGCCGGCGGCUGGGCCAGUCCUUGAGAUUGGAUAGACCGGCUCCGGCUCCUCCCAAUACGUACAAAUCAUGGUUUGAUGUGGGCGAGAGUAUACGAAAACGGAUGGGAUAGGAUAGGAUGGGAUAGGAUAU